Molecule: messenger RNA, 960 nt
Organism: Volvox carteri f. nagariensis
Lineage: Eukaryota; Viridiplantae; Chlorophyta; Chlorophyceae; Chlamydomonadales; Volvocaceae
Exons: 9
Biological process (GO): error-prone translesion synthesis
Cellular component (GO): nucleus
Molecular function (GO): DNA-directed DNA polymerase activity; damaged DNA binding
Source: RefSeq, a predicted model, not a curated record
AUGGAUUUCCCUGUUGACCCUGACGUCGCGAUCAACGACCAACCUCUUCCUUCAGCUCGUGUCCCCCCUCCCCUUAUCCCGCAAGCUCCAGCUGGCCCUCAGCCUCAGCAACCCGCAGCGCCAUGGCAGGACUAUCAAACUGUGUUCACCAACGCCAAGGCGGGCAUGGAAAGUGUGGAUAAGGGCUAUGACUCGGCCCACUUCCGCAACGAGCAGCGCAAGGCCGCCCAACUGGCGACCCGUAUCAGCCAGUUGAAGGCCAGGUCGGCGGCCAUCACACCCGCAGAGCUGGCGGCGGCAACAAGAGCUGUCGACCAGCGGAUCUCCUCCCUGGAGUGCCGCCGAGAUCUCAGUCGUACAUGGCUACAUGCUGAUAUGGACUGCUUUUACGCUGCCGUACACGAAGCGGAGAGGCCGGAGCUGAAGCGGUUGCCUGUGGCAGUUGGCGGUAUGGACAUGAUCUCAACCGCCAACUACGUAGCGCGCAAGUACGGCGUACGAAGUGCCAUGCCCGGAUUCAUUGGCAAACGGCUAUGUCCCCAGCAUGCUUUCAGCAGGGCCGCCGAGGAGCUCCGAAACCGAGUACGGGAGAGCUGCGGGGGCCUUACGUGCAGCUGUGGGGUGGCACCCAACAAGAUGCUGGCCAAGAUCUGCUCCGACAUUAACAAGCCAGAUGGACAGUACGUACUGCCACCCAGACGUGCCGUCAUCCUGAGCUUCCUGGACACACUUCCGCUCGUGGAGUCCCUGGCUGCAGAUAUGGCGGCUGAGCAGCUGGAGGGUCGUAAUCUGACGCUGAAACUGAAGCUGUCCACUUUUGAGGUCCGCACGCGCGCCGCCACCAUGCCGCGGUACGUCCGUACGGCAUCCGACAUGCUGCCCACCGUACUCCGCCUGCUGCGGGCGGAGGGUCCCCUGGAGCUCCGACUGAUGGGUGUGAGGAUGGCGGCACUGCGCAAG